CUGCCACCCCGCUCGUGCCUGAUUGCAUUCAACGGUGCCAGUCAACGGUGCCAGUCGGGCCUGGUACCAAGCUGUCACCAACUAUGGAUGAGCAAAUGGCCCCGUCCACUCACCAUCGACACAUUGACAUGCACCGCUCUCUCUUGCUAACGCCUGCAUUUGCGUCUCCAGAGUAUUUAACUAUCCCACAUUUGCCCCUAUGGAAUAUCUUACCCUCCAAGAUAUUCCGCACCGCCACUGUGAACCACUGCACUCGCGCAAAAUGAACUCGUCACAUUCUGCAGAGAGUCCGCUGGCAAACAUGGUUGCUGCGAACCAUCACAUGCGCAGCUCUCCACCAAUUCAGCCUGGAGAGCAGAGCUUUCCUGGCAAGCUCCCUUCCUUUUCAGAGUUUCUUCACACUACCCGAGCCACCACACCACCGAGGACGCCCCAACGCCGACAUGGCUCGGCCGACAGCUCUCCUCAUGCCCAGCCCCACUUUGACGAGGUAGCGUGGGCCGACAGCAAACGUAGGCGAGUCGACACGCUUGGUGACAUUUACGCUCGCGGCAGCAUCGAACCGUCUUUUGCUGAGCCUCGCCGCAUGAGCAGCGCCAUCGAUCCUGCCCUUUCCGGCUACUCACCCCACAUCGCUCACCAGCACUCUGCACAACCUGCACCAUCGGCCUAUUCUCACCGUGCAACUCCUUCUUACCCGCCACCUCACCAGCAAGCGCCCCCAAUGAACCCCCAUGUCCGCCACCAGUCUUCUCCCGUUCCUCAAGGCCAGAUGCCUUUUGCGCAGCCAGCCAUCCAUCAGCCAAUCGCCCAGAACCCUUAUCAACCACCCAUGGUUCAGCCGGGCUACUAUCAUGACCACCAAGCAGCCGCCUACAGCGGCUAUGAACGGUCCCAGGAUUCCUACUACCCUCGAGCCUCCUACUCUGGUUACGAUGCGCCCUACGGCGGGGACAUUCGCUUCCAGCACAACGUCGGUCUUGACCACAGCGCGUUCAACAGAAAGCGAAGAGGAAACCUACCCAAGGAGGCAACCAACCUUCUCAAGGACUGGUUUGCGGCGAACCGUCAGUCGCCCUACCCAACAGAAGACCAGAAGAUGGAACUUUGCAACCGCACUGGCUUGAGUCUCAAUCAGGUAUCCAACUGGUUCAUCAACGCACGCCGUCGGGCCCCACAAAAGGAGCAGCGUGAACGCGAAGCCAACGGACCUGAUGCAUAGUCUUGCCCGGCCCGCAAGUCGCUCGGGAGUGGCGCCUUAUUCUUGCCAUACGUCGUCCAUUACUAGCCCUUUACUUAGAUCCAGUCACGGGUACGGUCCCAACACACUAUUUUCACUUCUCUGCGUCAUUGGCGAUCUGGUUGAACCAAAAUUUCCUCGGCGUUACUUCUUAUCCAUGUAUUUUUUUCUCUUUCUUUCCAUCCAUCUUUAGGCGAUUUCUGUUUUCAUCAUUCAGGCUCAGCAUAGGCACUAAAGGUUUUACAAGCGUUUACUGGGUGCACGAGACACCCGGGACUUUUCCUAACGUCGAAUACCCUGGGACUCAAAUAGGAGGACACAUUUGCAUGUUGGGAAACGGAGUAUCGGGAACUGCUGCGCUGCAGUCGUACACUGGAGGUAUCAAUGGAUUUGUUUGAUUUUGCCAUAGCUCCAAAAUCCUCCUUCCCACAUAUCCUAAUAUCAUAGGCAAGAUUUUGCAUACUCG
This is a messenger RNA of Bipolaris maydis ATCC 48331, 1706 nucleotides long. RefSeq lists its product as uncharacterized. The record is from RefSeq and is a predicted model, not a curated record. NCBI's taxonomy places the organism in Eukaryota, Fungi, Ascomycota, Dothideomycetes, Pleosporales, Pleosporaceae. Gene Ontology annotation, biological process: regulation of transcription by RNA polymerase II. Gene Ontology annotation, molecular function: RNA polymerase II cis-regulatory region sequence-specific DNA binding.